This is a messenger RNA of Klebsormidium nitens, 1111 nucleotides long. The record is from the annotation of a GenBank genome assembly. NCBI's taxonomy places the organism in Eukaryota, Viridiplantae, Streptophyta, Klebsormidiophyceae, Klebsormidiales, Klebsormidiaceae.
CCAGCCGUACGCGGCCCUCCUUCACGCGCUCCUCAUCCCGCGCUACUCGUGGGUGUUUGGUCAUGUGGUGACGCUGAGGUUGCUUCGCCACCUGCUGCUGGAGGGGCCACUCGACGAGCGAGGGAUGGCGUAUCUCUCUAACGACGGCCCCAUGCUGGCGGCCAUUUUGCGUCUUCACCCCGUGGCAGGGGGGGUGUACGCCUUCCCGCCAAUGUUGCGCCCCCUCAUUCGCGACAUUUACGCCGUGAACCUCCUCUGCUUCGAGCCGAGCGGGAACCGGCCCCGCUCCUCCUCUUGUUCGCCUUUGGCGGCUCUCCAUGAUGCCACCGAGCACUUGUGGACGAUCGAGGGCGAGAAGCUGAGGCUCGUGGGCCAGCUGGACGCGGCGGCCAUGGAGUACGCGGAGCGGCAUGGGGCGGCGCUAAAGCGGGCUGCCAACUCGCUCAUGUUCGAGCUCGAGGUUCGCGAGCCCGAGUGCUAUGGGGUGGGGGGCUUCCUCUCGGCGCCGUCGGCAACUUAUGCCAAGCGGGUCGCAGCCGUCUCGUCGUACGAUUUCCACCCUUUGCUGUACGGGCGGCCACGGUUCGUUGAUUGGGAGGAUGAGGCGGGCCGUGGCAAAAAGGGAUCGGAGGAGCGGCUCACUCAACACUGUAGCGCCCCAAAUCCACGGUCGUCCAAGGGCCGUGCGGGGGUCUUCAUUGCUUGCUGCCAGGACCGAGCCCCUUUUGGCUACCAUUGGCUCAAGGGGGGCGAGUCGGUGUCGGACUUAGGGACCGUUUUGCUCACGAGGUUCCCGUUUCGGACGCUGCGGGGGCUCACAAUUGUGGAGGAUGCCGCGUGUAAUGGCCAAGAGUGGUUUUUGAAUCGGGUGCCGCAGCUGGCCAAGUUCAUGCUGUUUGCCGUCGAUCGCUUCCACUCGGGGCCCGUGAGUUGCGCUCCAUCGGGGGCAAAGCGCUACGCGACGCACACGUGCGCCCCAACCCUUUUUAUCGAUUCCUUUCCACAACAUCGCCAGACGAUCACGACAGCUUCGGAGGGCAUCAACUCGGGGUUGAAGAGAUGCGCGGUUAGCCUUCAGCAGAUCACGAGUAUUAAGCGGCUGCUGAGCUGA